CGGGACGAUGCGCGGUCCCUGGCCCCGGGAGGCGGCCGCCCUGGGGCCGUCGGGAUGGAGGUGAGAAGGCGGCCGUGACGCCCGCCCGCGCGAACCCCUGCACCCCAGCAGCCCACAGCGCUCCCUGCCCCCCUCCCCCGCGGCAGAGGGCCUUGCCGUCCAGUGACAGCGGCCUGGGGGGGCAGGGGGGGCGGGGGCGGCCGGACCAGCGAUGCCGGCGGGCAUGACGAAGCAUGGCUCCCGCUCCACCAGCUCGCUGCCGCCCGAGCCCAUGGAGAUCGUGCGGAGCAAGGCGUGCUCGCGGCGCGUCCGCCUCAACGUCGGGGGGCUGGCGCACGAGGUGCUCUGGCGCACCCUGGACCGCCUGCCCCGCACUCGGCUGGGCAAGCUCCGGGACUGCAACACACACGACUCGCUGCUGGAGGUGUGCGACGACUACAGCCUCGACGACAACGAGUACUUCUUCGACCGCCACCCGGGCGCCUUCACCUCCAUCCUCAACUUCUACCGCACCGGGCGGCUGCACAUGAUGGAGGAGAUGUGUGCGCUGAGCUUCAGCCAGGAGCUGGACUACUGGGGCAUCGACGAGAUCUACCUGGAGUCCUGCUGCCAGGCCCGCUACCACCAGAAGAAGGAGCAGAUGAACGAGGAGCUCAAGCGCGAGGCCGAGACGCUGCGCGAGCGCGAGGGCGAGGAGUUCGACAACACGUGCUGCGCCGAGAAGAGGAAGAAGCUCUGGGACCUGCUGGAGAAGCCCAACUCCUCGGUGGCGGCCAAGAUCCUGGCCAUCAUCUCCAUCAUGUUCAUCGUCCUCUCCACCAUCGCCCUGUCCCUCAACACGCUGCCCGAGCUGCAGAGCCUCGAUGAGUUUGGCCAGAGCACGGACAACCCGCAGCUGGCCCACGUGGAGGCCGUGUGCAUCGCCUGGUUCACCAUGGAGUACCUGCUCCGGUUCCUGUCCUCGCCCAAGAAGUGGAAGUUCUUCAAGGGCCCCCUCAACGCCAUCGACCUGCUGGCCAUCCUGCCCUACUACGUCACCAUCUUCCUCACCGAGUCCAACAAGAGCGUGCUGCAGUUCCAGAACGUGCGCCGCGUGGUCCAGAUCUUCCGCAUCAUGCGCAUCCUCCGCAUCCUGAAGCUCGCGCGCCAUUCCACCGGCCUCCAGUCCCUGGGCUUCACCCUGCGCCGGAGCUACAACGAGCUGGGCCUGCUCAUCCUCUUCCUCGCCAUGGGCAUCAUGAUCUUCUCCAGCCUCGUCUUCUUUGCCGAGAAGGACGAGGACGACACCAAGUUCAAAAGCAUCCCGGCCUCUUUCUGGUGGGCCACCAUCACCAUGACGACUGUUGGGUACGGAGACAUCUAUCCCAAGACUCUCCUGGGGAAGAUAGUGGGGGGACUCUGCUGCAUCGCGGGGGUCCUGGUGAUCGCUCUUCCCAUCCCCAUCAUCGUCAACAACUUCUCCGAGUUCUACAAGGAGCAGAAGAGGCAGGAGAAAGCYAUCAAGCGAAGGGAGGCUCUGGAGAGGGCCAAGAGGAACGGCAGCAUCGUAUCCAUGAACAUGAAGGACGCUUUUGCCAGGAGCAUUGAGAUGAUGGACAUYGUGAUUGAGAAAAAUGGAGAUAAGAAGGAUAAACUCCAAGACAACCACUUGUCUCCCAACAAGUGGAAAUGGACAAAGAGGACACUGUCUGAAACCAGCUCCAGUAAGUCYUUUGAAACCAAGGAGCAGGGAUCCCCCGAGAAGGCCAGAUCAUCUUCCAGUCCUCAGCACCUGAAUGUCCAGCAGCUGGAAGACAUGUACAAUAAGAUGGCCAAGACCCAGUCCCAACCCAUCCUCACGACCAAGGAGUCUGCCACCCAGAGCAAACCAAAGGAAGAACUCGAAAUGGAGAGUAUCCCCAGCCCCGUAGCCCCUCUGCCCACCCGCACGGAAGGGGUCAUUGACAUGCGCAGCAUGUCCAGCAUCGACAGCUUCAUCAGCUGUGCCACAGACUUCCCCGAGGCCACCAGGUUCUCCCACAGUCCUCUGGCUUCACUGCCCACCAAGGCUGGGGGCAGCAUGGCUCCAGAGGUGGGCUGGCGGGGAGCCCUGGGGGCCAGCGGGGGCCGGCUGGGGGAGGCCAACUCCACCCCCGACGGCAGCCACUCCUCGAGCUUCCUCAUCGAGAGCCCCAAGAGCUCCAUGAAGACCAACAAUCCCCUGAAGCUCCGAGCACUCAAAGUCAACUUCCUGGAGGGGGACCCCAGCCCCCUGCUCCCCGUUCUGGGGAUGUACCCCGACCCUCUUAGGAACAGGGGGGGCGCUGCGGCCGCCGUCGCCGGACUGGAGCGCGCCAGCCUCCUGGACCAGCCCGUGCUGAGCCCGGAGUCCUCCGUCUACACCACGGCAAGUGCUAGGACGCCCCCCAGGUCGCCCGAGAAACCCUCAGCAAUAGCAUUCAGCUUCGAAGCCGGCGUCCACCAGUACAUCGACGCCGACACGGACGACGAGGGUCAGCGGCUCUACAGCGUGGACUCCAGCCCUCCCAGGAGCCUCCACGGGGGCACCAGUCCCAAGCUCAGCCUGGGCCCCAGGGCGGACAAGAACCACCUCGAGAGCUCCCCGGUGCCUACCUCCCCCAAGUUCCUUCCGCAGAACUGCCUUUACCCCGCGGAGGCGCUGACCGGCAGGGGCCCCGGGGCCCAGGAGAAGUGCAGACUCGAGAACCACCUCUCCCCCGACGUCCGGGUGCUGCCCGGGGGAGCGGCCCUGGGGAGCAGCAAGGAUCAGAGCAUCUGAACUGGCCGCGGAGGCCAGCGCGCAGGUGAGGCCCAGGGAGGGCGGCGGCUGGCUGCCUGCCGCAGAGCUCUCCCGGGUGGACAGAAAGUCUCUGCCAAGCCCCCAGGGACUCCGGAGAAGGUCCCCUAAGACCCGGAGAGCCAGGACAGGCCCGUCAGCAUGAAACCGGCCAUGCCGGGGGGACAGCGGCUCCCUGUGACAACCCUACUGCCCUCUGAGGGAGAUGACAGGCGCUCACAGCCACCACCACCCCAUCGCGACCUGACUGAGGCCACCCACUCCCCACUCUUCUCUCGAGGCUGUCCGUCAUGGCCUCCGAGGGCAAGUGUCCAUCGCCCCGGCUUCCGCGGGAGGAGAAACUAGAACCAGUGGCCGUUGAAAGAGUGGGUUGGCCGAUUUGGUAUGGGGUGUGGCGGGCCACCUCCAGGCACACCUGCCCGUCGCCUCCUGGAUGGAUCCGCUGUCGGAAGGCCACUGAGAAAGCCUGUGUCGCCGCAAGUCAAGAUCCCCGCGCAGACCUCACUCAAAAGACUUCGCGGACUCCAGGGUCCCGUGGAGCCUGAGGUUUUGCGUUGAGAUGUCAUCAGGGUGAGUGGCACCAUCUGUACUCAAUUUCACUUGCCCCCCGCAGUCUGGGAAGGGUUCAGAAGGAGGAACUUCUGAGUUUGGCCUAGGGAUCUAGGAGGAAGAUGCUUCUGUGCUCGCUAGGGUAGACUGGAAAGAUAUGCAAGUGUCAAAUAUGCAAAAGAAGUAGCUACUCCAAGAGACCGUGUGCUACCGAAGAACAGCAUCAAAUCCAAUUUCUUUUUUUUUUUUCUUUUCUUUUUUUUUUUUUUUUUUCAACCUGCAAAAAUGCAAGGGAAAGAACGCCCUCAUUGAGAUGCCUCACCCGGACUCCUGAAUGCCUCCUGCUACAGCGGGGAGAUCACCUACUAUGAUAGAGAGUUCUUUUUGUUUCCUGUUAUAUUCAAGCUAAAAAAAAAAAAAUGUUAAUAAAAAGCACUUUAUGUUUUUCAAAAAUAGUUCUACCAGGGACAGUGUCCACCUCUUGCACUUUAAACAAGCACUAUUUCC
This is a messenger RNA of Urocitellus parryii (Arctic ground squirrel), 3853 nucleotides long. RefSeq names its product potassium voltage-gated channel subfamily B member 1 (gene Kcnb1). Gene Ontology annotation, biological process: potassium ion transmembrane transport; protein homooligomerization; action potential. The record is from RefSeq and is a predicted model, not a curated record. Gene Ontology annotation, cellular component: postsynaptic membrane; dendrite membrane; axon. NCBI's taxonomy places the organism in Eukaryota, Metazoa, Chordata, Mammalia, Rodentia, Sciuridae. Gene Ontology annotation, molecular function: protein binding; delayed rectifier potassium channel activity.